UGCAUCCUUGUACGUUAUGUUCUUGACUGGAGAUCACUGCAUCCUUGUACAUAAACACCUCAGAGCACAGAGCACAGAUCACAUCUCAGAGCAAAAGAUCACAUCGCAGAGCACAGAUCACAUCGCAGAGCACAGAUCACACCUCAGAGCACAGAUCACACCUCAGAGCACAGAUCACAUCGCAGAGCACAGAUCACACCUCAGAGCACAGAUCACACCUCAGAGCACAGAUCACACCUCAGAGCACAGAUCACACCUCAGAGCACAGAUCACAUCGCAGAGCACAGAUCACACCUCAGAGCACAGAUCACACCUCAGAGCACAGAUCACACCUCAGAGCACAGAUCACAUCGCAGAGCACAGAUCACACCUCAGAGCACAGAUCACACCUCAGAGCACAGAUCACACCUCAAAGCACAGAUCACAUCGCAGAGCACAGAUCACACCUCAGAUCACAUCUCAGAGCACAGAUCACAUCGCAGAGCACAGAUCACACCUCAGAGCACAGAUCACACCUCAGAGCACAGAUCACAUCGCAGAGCACAGAUCACAUCGCAGAGCACAGAUCACAUCGCAGAGCACAGAUCACAGAUCACACCUCAUAGCACAGAUCACACCUCAGAGCACAGAUCACAUCGCAGAGCACAGAUCACAUUGCAGAGCACAGAUCACACCUCAGAGCACAGAUCACAUCGCAGAGCACAGAUCACAUCACAGAGCACAGAUCACAUCGCAGAGCACAGAUCACAUCGCAGAGCACAGAUCACAUCGCAGAGCACAGAUCACAUCGCAGAGCGCAGAUCACAUCGCAGAGCACAGAUCACACCUCAGAGCACAGAUCACACCUCAGAGCACAGAUCACAUCCCAGAGCACAGAUCACACCUCAGAGCACAGAUUACAGAUCACACCUCAGAGCACAGAUCACAGAUCACACCUCAGAGCACAGAUCACACCUCAGAGCACAGAUCACACCUCAGAGCACAGAUCUCACCUCAGAGCACAGAUCACACCUCAGAGCACAGAUCACAUCUCAGAGCACAGAUCACAUCACAGAGCACAGAGCACAUCGCAGAGCACAGAUCACAUCGCAGAGCACAGAUCACAUCGCAGAGCACAGAUCACAUCUCAGAGCACAGAUCACAUCACAGAGCACAGAUCACAUCGCAGAGCACAGAUCACAUCGCAGAGCACAGAUCACACCCAAGAGCACAGAUCGCAUCUCAGAGCACAGAUCACAUCGCAGAGCACAGAUCACAUCUCAGAUCACAGAUAACACCACAGAUCACACCUCGGGGCACAGAUCACACCUCGCGGCACACAGUGGACUGAACCACCCAUCACCAUGUCAGUGUGUUUCAAUCGUAUGUAUGUUACUGAAAAGUAACGUCAUUACCGUAAAUAAACUGUUCUAGUACAUCAUGAUAUAAGCUUGAAUUUAAACGUGUGUAGUUGUGUAUAUUUUGUGCGAUGAUAUUAAUGCAUAACUAUAUUACUAUUACUACAUGAGCAUAUGCUUCAAUAUGCCAGUUACAGAGCAUGGCGGGUCGCCUCCAUCGAACUGUGUCAAAUAACAAUGUCAUUAUUUCGGUACAGGUUCAUUAUUGUUUAUGUCUUCUAUG
This is a messenger RNA of Haliotis rufescens (red abalone), 1620 nucleotides long. Its product is annotated as transcription initiation factor TFIID subunit 1-like. The record is from RefSeq and is a predicted model, not a curated record. The transcript has 2 exons. The coding region runs from base 17 to 1330 and encodes 437 amino acids. Lineage: Eukaryota; Metazoa; Mollusca; Gastropoda; Lepetellida; Haliotidae.